Messenger RNA from Entelurus aequoreus (snake pipefish), 2492 nucleotides. RefSeq lists its product as uncharacterized. The transcript is spliced from 7 exons. The record is from RefSeq and is a predicted model, not a curated record. Lineage: Eukaryota; Metazoa; Chordata; Actinopteri; Syngnathiformes; Syngnathidae. The coding region runs from base 367 to 2124 and encodes 585 amino acids. Gene Ontology annotation, cellular component: nucleus. Gene Ontology annotation, biological process: regulation of transcription by RNA polymerase II.
AUUUCCGGUUAGGACCUUUGUGCGUGAUGGAUACUUGACUUCGCCAAGAUAACAGCUGCUGCGUGCAGUCGGUUAGCUAACAUUAGCUAAGUGCUACAUCAUCGCUACAUGAGAGCAAAACACGCCUAUUUGUGUCUGCCUAGAGUUUAAAAAGUGUAUAUUCUACGUGGCUGCUCGUCACGCGUACAAGCACGUUGCUCAUUUUUAAUGGUGUCGUGUGCGUGCUAUGCCAGCUAAGCCGUUAGCACGCUGUGCUAGGCCUGCUAAGCUAACAUAUGCUAAGCUAAAAGCCGGUGACCGAGCUGAGCGAUGGGGAAGAAAGAGUCUAACUUCAAACCUCUGUGAUGGAGGCGGAGCCAGGCGGCCAUGAUGGACCUGUCUAAGAGCUUCUCUGUAGUGCCCAGAAGCCACGCCCCCGUCCAGGACCUCGCCAAGAAGCCAGAGUGGUACCACAGACGCCCGGCCAGCCCUCACCUCGAUGCCCCGUGCAGGACCAGAGCCACGUUGCGGCCCGAUGCGGGCGCCGGCGUGGAGCCGGGCAGCUACUCGAACGCUAGCCUCAGCCCCGGCCUUUACCGCGACGGCGUUCAUGGCGACCUUUGGUGUUCCGGCUUCUACGGGGCCGAUGACAUGGACAGCAGCGGCGAGGGCGAGGAAGACAGCGCCAGCAGCUCUGACGUCAUUGUCCUGCUGUCCACGUCCAAGCAGCCACUCUUGUGCGCCCCCUUUGUCGGGGACGGCGUGCGACACGUGGUGGAGUCGGCCGCGGCGUCCUCGCCAGGCUUCUGUCGCCAAGGCACGGCGCUCCCGAGCUCGCCGAGCCGAGACAGCUCGUCCUCGGAGGAGUCGUCCGACAGCUCGGGCGACAUCCCCCCGCAUCACGCCAGACCCGUGGUCCUCCUGUCAGACCUGAGCUCCGUCUAUGCUGACUCCGCCUACUCCCGCGUGGAUGCCUCCAGCGAUGACAGCGAUGUGGUGGAAGUUCCCGUUACCAAGGUGACACUAAAAAGACAAAAUAUUUCCCGUCAAAGGAGGAAUUUGGAGAAUGCCGAGCAGAUUGAAGCUCCGCCCACAGAGGGCAAACGCAGCGGCAGGAUCAGCAAGUGCCCCGUUUUUUCUCGCCUCCCUCGCCACCGCUUGACGAGGCGCGCGAAAAAGGACGCAGUGGGAAUUUAUUACGAAAGUUGCGACUCUGGCGACGUGAUGACGUACGCGCUGCGCUCGUCCAGCUCCGACGAGGCUCGUCCCCCUGCCGCCGCCCAGUGCGCUGUGGCUCCUACCCCAUCCAAGACAAAGGCGGAGCCUCAGCGCGACUGCCAGAUCCCGCUCGCCGCCCGCAGACGCACACCGACAAAACCGAGGGAGGUCACGGCAAAGCGGAGUGGGAGGGGCAAAGGAGCCGGCAAGAGGGCGGCGGCUUUGACGAGACAGCGAGCGGUGUUGGCCCGUUUCUCGCCGCCACCGGCGCCGAUCAAAGUCCGAGAUUCCAAACAGAAGAGGAGGAGUUCAGACAUAUUUUGUCCGUUUGUGCGUGUGCAGGACCAUCUUUGCACGGUGGUCAACCACAAGGAAGACCAGCAGGACGGACGCCUGAAAGACCAAACGUCCACUGCCACGUCUUCCGGCUUCCUACCCAAGACUUCCUGUUUCCGUCUGGCUCGACACGUCGCCGCCGGCGCAAGUCCAGUGACGCCGCUGUGCUACCUCUGUGGUCACGUGACUAACGCCCGAGGCCUCGGCGACCUCCACGGACCCUACUAUCCUGACCACGUCCCCCGGACCAGCCAGGGUGGGGAAGAGGAGCGUUGGAUCCAUGAGGACUGCGGCGCCUGGAGCGCCGGCGUCUUCCUGGUCAGAGGGAAGCUGUACGGCCUGGAGGAGGCGGCGAGCGCCACACGCCACACGGUGUGCUCCUUGUGCCAGCGACCUGGAGCUAUUAUGGGAUGUUCCCAGAAAGGUUGCACGCAAAGUUAUCACUACACCUGUGCACGCCACACAGGUUGCGUUCUAAACGAGGACAACUUCUCCAUGAGAUGUCGCCAGCAUCACAUGACGCAGCAUUACCAACAUCAAAGACACAUAAAGAGUGAGUUGUGGCGAGCGACGCGGCGACAUGUCAGGUGACCACGCCGUAGGAUGCCCCUCUAUCUUGAGGGUCACAUGGCGCAGGAGUGAUUGCAACUACGGUGCACAAAAAACUUUCCACAGCUCUCCUCUGGGGCGACGGAGCUUUUCUGACCACGCCUUCUGCUUUGUGAUGUCAUGGAAAGCGGCGUGCACGUGCGUGUGCAUGUGAGCUCAAGACAAACUGUCUGGUGACAAGUCUUACCUGUGCUGGACCGAGUCAGGACCUGGAAGCCACUUGGACAACCUGCAAUGGCGGCAUUCACAGCGAUGUUGAUGAUCGGAAAAUGUUUUUCUAAUGUCUAAGUAAUAUUUAUUUUAUUUAAAUCCUGUUUAAUGUAUUUUGAAAUAAAUGACAAGUUUCACUA